Molecule: messenger RNA, 846 nt
Organism: Solanum verrucosum
Lineage: Eukaryota; Viridiplantae; Streptophyta; Magnoliopsida; Solanales; Solanaceae
Product: probable carbohydrate esterase At4g34215
Exons: 2
Coding region: 4-846 (280 amino acids)
Source: RefSeq, a predicted model, not a curated record
ACAAUGCUUCCCCUUCUACUGUUGAUGCUUUUGUCACAUUCGCGGUGGGUAGCCACCGCGAAUGUAACCAAUGGUUGUAAUUCAAUCGCAAAGAACAUUUUCAUUUUAUCUGGACAAAGCAACAUGUCAGGGCGUGGUGGAGUCUUUAAUCAGACCAGCUCAUCAGGUAUGGUUAAUUUGACUUGGGAUGGUAUUGUUCCGCCUGAAUGUCAGCCCAAUCCAUCAGUCCUCCAACUCAACGGAGGACUUACAUGGGUUGAGGCUCACGAGCCCUUGCACAAAGACAUAGAUGUGAAUAAAACUUGUGGGGUUGGGCCGGGUAUGUCAUUUGCUAAUGAACUCAAAAUGGAUGACCCGGAUAUUGGAGUGAUUGGAUUGGUCCCCUGCGCGAUAGGAGGGACAAAUAUUACUCAAUGGGUGCGCGGUGGAUGGCUUUAUAACGAAAUGAUAAGGAGGACUAAGGUCGCGUUACAAGGUGGAGGGACGAUAAGAGGGAUGUUGUGGUACCAAGGGGAGAGUGAUGCAAUUGAUCUUGACGAUGCUAAAUUGUAUAAAGGUAGAUUGAAGAAAUUCUUUAAAGAUGUUCGUAAGGAUUUGGAGCUACCUACACUCCCUAUUGUUCAGGUGGCAUUGGCAACAGCACCAGGGCCAUAUAUGGAAGUGAUUAGAAAAGCUCAAUUGGGAAUUAAUCUUCCAAAUGUGAGAUGUGUAGAUGCUAAAGGGCUUCCAAUUGGGCCAGAUUUGUUGCAUCUUACAACUCCAGCACAAGUCCAACUUGGGAAGAUACUGGCUAAUGCCUUCCUUCAAACUCAGAGGGUGUUUCUCCCCUCUUCAAAUUCAAACUAG